Molecule: messenger RNA, 673 nt
Organism: Nicotiana tabacum (common tobacco)
Lineage: Eukaryota; Viridiplantae; Streptophyta; Magnoliopsida; Solanales; Solanaceae
Product: kirola-like
Biological process (GO): defense response
Source: RefSeq, a predicted model, not a curated record
UACAAGUUCUGAACAUUUUCUCCCCACUUUCUUUUCACAACUUAUUGCUAUUUUGAGGAGAAGAAAAUAUGGGUGUGAAGGGCAAGUUGAUUGCUUCAUUAGAGGUGAAGAGUGAAGGACACUCUGUUCGGGAUAUUUUUCACGUUAAUACUCAUCAUAUACCCGGUAUAAGCCCUAGUAAGAUCAACCAUUUUGAGAUUCAUGAAGGUCAAAUCAUAAAGGUUGGUUCGAUCAUUAGCUGGAAAUACAAUGAGGAUGAGAAAGAAAAGAUUGUUAAGGAAGUGAUUGAAGCCUUCGAUCAUCAGAAAAUAUCAGUUACUGUGAAAGUGAUUGGAGGAGAUUUGUUAGAGUUGUAUAAUUACUUUACUAUUAUCACAUCCAGUGAAGCUCAGUGGACUACAUGGACAUUUGUGUACGAGAAAAAAACUGAAGACACCCCUAAGCCCCUCCCCUUCAUGGGUGUAGUCCUUGAUUUGACCAAAGAUAUAGAUGCCCACCCUCUCAAGAAAUAAAAGAUCUAUGUCGUUAUCUAUAUACUGUGUGUGUUUGUAUUUGUGCAUGUGAAAUAAAUAAUGGUGUGUGAUGUACGCUAGUCUCCUUCUUUGGAUGUAUUUUUGGUGAUCAGUAUAUGUAAGAUAUUAUGAAAUUUUCAAGUCCGGCUAUGUUAAAGGAA